Messenger RNA from Funneliformis caledonium, 2553 nucleotides. Lineage: Eukaryota; Fungi; Glomeromycota; Glomeromycetes; Glomerales; Glomeraceae. The record is from the annotation of a GenBank genome assembly.
AUGUCCACAUCCCAUUCAAGGAAAUCCUGCGAUAUAACAUCGACAAGUUUCUCCGAGGAUUCAAAAUCUUCACCUAGUUUACCGACGCGACGACCUAGAACUUCGACUUCCACACGUGUCUGCGGACGCGAUAAUCAUUCAUACAUGGUUGCUGUAAUUGAGGGUAGAGGCGUGGCUAGCGAAAUUGGAAUGUGCUUUAUCGAUUUAAGAACAAGCGAAUGUAUUUUAUCACAGUUCGCUGAUUCUCAAACGUACAUAAAGACGCUACACAAAUUAAAUUUAUAUGAUCCGUCUGAGAUCGUGUUAUCUCAAACUGCUUUUGAACCUUCCAAAUCCAAGUUGUGCAAGGUUCUUGAGGACAAUAUUCCAAUGGCUAGCUUCGUACCAAUUGGAAGAAAAUAUUUUAAUGAUGCGAUUGGACUUAAUUACAUCAAACAAGCAAAAGAUGAAUCUACUUCAUUGAUAUUGGGCAUUGCAUCAAAGCACCUAUUCUUAAAUCCGUUUUCGGCAACCGCUGCGAUAUUAAAGUAUAUUGAAUCUACCCAGAAUAUUUUCUUUACCAACCAUUCUAUCAAAUUCAAGUAUCAAGGGUGUGAAGGAACGAUGAUGAUAGACAGUAUGACUUCACGUAACCUUGAGUUGAUAAGCAAUAUAAACAAUCCACGUAGCAAUCAUUCACUUUUCGUAUAUUUAUUCAUUGAAGUUGGUCGUUUAUACCGUUUAGCUCGUUUAUUGAGAACAAAUAUUCUGCAGCCUUUAAGCGAUAUCAUGACGAUUAAUAUGCGAUUGGAUGCUGUUGAAGGUUUUCAUUUCCGUUGCAUGAACAUUUCUUAUGGAGAAACUCCAACUUAUAACUCUUAUUUACUUUGUACAGAGCUUAUACGUCACGAGGCAUGUGAUAUUGAUACUUUCUUCGCGAUUCAAACUGCGCUUAAGCCAUUUCAAGACAUUGAUCAUUUAAUAACUGCGUUGAUUCAAGUUCCAAAGAGGCCUUCGAUUAAAUAUGCAGAACAAAGCAUCAAUAACGUGAUUAUGUUAAAGCAUAACCUGAGAUUAAUUCAAUUACUUAAAGAAUCAUUUACUGGCAUUCAGAAUUCAUUAUUGGAUGCGAUUUAUGAACUUCUUACGGACACACGGCUGGAUGCUUUUGAAGAGCUUAUUAAUGAUGUUAUCAAUGAAGAUAUUACGUAUGUCAAAACACCACUUGCACUUAGAAAUCAGCGAUGUUAUGCUGUUAAGGCAGGGUUUAAUGGUUUAUUGGAUGUUGCUCGACAAACUUACAAAGAAACUGUUGAUGAUUUAAAUGAAAUAAUAGCAACAUACCGCGACCAAUAUCAAAUACCUAUAAAGACACAAUUCAGUUCAGCGAUUGGAUUUUAUUUAUCAAUAAAUAAUGAACAAUUAGAAGGCAGACCACUUCCACUUAUAUUUAUUACCAUUAAAAAGAAAAAAAAGGGUCAGACCUUUACGACAUUGGAAAUCAUGAAAAAGAAUACCAAGAUCAAUGACUCGUUAACUGAAGUAUAUUUGAUGUCUGACAAAAUUAUUGAGGACUUGAUUUCAGAAAUUCGUGGUGAUAUUGGUGUACUAUACAAGGCUUCGGAAUCCAUCGCGAUGUUGGAUAUGCUAAUUUCAUUUGUUCAUCAAUGCACUGUGUCGAACUAUGUUCGACCAGAAUUCACGGAUACUUUGGCCAUAAAGGCUGGAAGACAUCCAAUGCGAGAAAGUCUAUAUAAUGAUACAUUUGUACCUAACGAUACUUAUGCAAGCAGUGCAACAAGCUUUCAAUUAAUUACCGGACCGAACAUGAGUGGAAAAAGCACUUACCUGAGGCAAAUUGCCUUAAUGAGUAUUAUGUCUCAAAUAGGAUCAUAUGUGCCUGCGGAAUAUGCAUCCUUUAGAGUUGCAGACCAGCUCUUUACGCGAAUUUGUAACGAUGAUAAUAUUGAAAAUAAUACCAGUACAUUUGUAAUUGAAAUGCGUGAAACAGCAUAUAUUUUACAAAAUGUAACUGAUGAUAGUUUAGUGAUUAUCGACGAACUUGGAAGAGGAACGUCUACACAUGAUGGAUUGGGUAUAACAUACGCAAUUUGUGAAGAACUUUUAAAGACAAAGGCUUUUAUUUUCUUCGCCACACAUUUUCAUGAACUUACAAGAAGUUUAACUGUGUAUCCCAAAGUUGUGAAUUUGCAUUUGGAAGUUGAAAUUAAUGAAGAUAAUAGAUUAUUAGCGAUGAAAUAUCUGUAUCGAGUUAAAGAUGGAAGAAACGAGGAUGAACAUUAUGGUUUAAAGUUUGGACAAAUAAUUGGUUUUCCACAAGAAGUUAUUAGAAAGGCUUCUGAAGUUUCACAUAAGUUGCAAGAACUUAUCGAUACCAAUAAAGAAAAAUCGACUUCAAAUAAAAUAAUCCAACGACGAAAGAUAUUAUUACAACAGUUGGUGCAACAUCUCUUACAAAUCAAAAGAUCCUCUAAUUUGGACAAGGAUAGCUUAAAAAAAUACCUAAAGAUGGUUCAAGAAGAAUUUAUUGCAAAGAUGGAAGAAUUGCUUUAA